Lactuca virosa is the source of this 778-nucleotide messenger RNA. The record is from the annotation of a GenBank genome assembly. Lineage: Eukaryota; Viridiplantae; Streptophyta; Magnoliopsida; Asterales; Asteraceae.
AUGAUUGCUAAUGUUCUUGAUCCGAGAUACAAGUUGCAAUCGGCAAAAAUAGCUUUGAAUAAGGUUAAGGCAAGUAAUCUAUUAAUUGAGUCGAUAGAAGGGGACUUAAAGAGAAUAUUGAUGAAGAUGUAUGAUCAAUAUAAGGAGGUUGAGAGCAGGGGGCAUGAACACCAUUAUCACUCUGUUGUUGAAGAUUUAGGAGUAGAUGAUGAUGAAUUAGAUGGACUUGAUGAAAUCAGCAAGGAGAUAGCAAAAGAAAGGAUGUCACAGCAAUCACAAUGCAUAAUGAAUGAGGUUGACCAAUACUUAUCUGAUAGGUAUAUCAACAUUCUUGCUAAGAAUUUUGAAAUUCAGAAGUGGUGGAAAGGUAAUGAAUCAACAUAUCCAAUUCUAUCAAAAGCUUCAUUGACACCAAAAACAGUUGAAGCCCUUGUUUGUACAUCUGAUUGGUUACGCGCCUCUCCUGUUAACUUCAGCUUAUACGAAGAUCCAAAUGAGGAUGCCUUGAAGAUUUACUAUGAAUUAGAAGAACUUGAGAAAGAUAAUGUUUACAAUCAAGGGGGUGAGGCAGCUGGGAACGCUACAAGCUAGUAUAUAACAACACAAAUGGUUGAAUGCAGUUGCUUUAUUUUGUAGAUAUUGUGUAUAAAGUAUAAACAAUAACAAAUCCCAUGGCAGUUUUUUGCUUAUUUUGUUUCUGAGUUUGGAAAACUUUAUAACCGUUGGGUAGUUAUUAUAAUGUAAAUCCUUAUAUAUCUUAUCAAGUCUAAAACUCAUC